This is a messenger RNA of Penicillium soppii, 273 nucleotides long. Its product is annotated as HAT dimerization. NCBI's taxonomy places the organism in Eukaryota, Fungi, Ascomycota, Eurotiomycetes, Eurotiales, Aspergillaceae. The record is from RefSeq and is a predicted model, not a curated record. The transcript has a single exon. Bases 1 to 273 code for a protein of 90 amino acids.
AUGCCUGAACCAAUCAGCGAUGGUGAGGAUUGCGAGGAUAAUGAUCCUGUCGGACUAAUCGAGCACGAGUUUGUAAUGGCGAGUCAGCUUCCUUGUCCUUCUAUAGUGCUAAGUGCGCGGAAGCGACAGAGAAGUGAGCUAGUCGACAGCGAAGAUGAGAGCAGUCCUCAUCUCCCUCUUUAUGGAGAUGAGAGUGGCACUCAAAGGCGCCCUGGGUUAAGAGAAGCAAGGAAGCGUGGCAAACCUAGUGAUGAUCAAUUUGUAUCGUAUUAG